Trichosurus vulpecula (common brushtail) is the source of this 4056-nucleotide messenger RNA. Its product is annotated as tubulin polyglutamylase TTLL13P-like. Gene Ontology annotation, cellular component: cilium. Gene Ontology annotation, molecular function: tubulin-glutamic acid ligase activity; tubulin binding. The record is from RefSeq and is a predicted model, not a curated record. Gene Ontology annotation, biological process: protein polyglutamylation; microtubule cytoskeleton organization. The transcript is spliced from 16 exons. Bases 58 to 3264 code for a protein of 1068 amino acids. NCBI's taxonomy places the organism in Eukaryota, Metazoa, Chordata, Mammalia, Diprotodontia, Phalangeridae.
UCGGGGCCGGGUGGGCCCCGCUAACCCCCAUGUGCCUCUGCUGCAGAAUCUGCGAGUAUGGAGAACGCUGUCUGCAAAACCAGUGAGUCCGAGGAAGACUACGGCGAGGAGGAGGAGUCCGAGGAAGAGAGCCUCAAGAGGGGCGCAGGCCCCUCUAACGUUUCGCUGCAGGGCAACGCAGAGGCAGGCGGGAAUGGGGCCCCCUCUUGCACUGUCAAAAAGUUUCAGAAGAAAACGGCAGCCCGCUCUGAGCCCGAGGACUCAGAUGUUGGGAAGAAAAAGAGGCGGCGGAAGCGAAGGCUCUUGACCAUCAACCUGACCAACUGCAAGUAUGAAAGUGUUCGACGAGCAGCUCAGCUUUGUGGCCUGAAGGAGGUGGGGGAGGACGAGGAAUGGACAGUGUACUGGACUGACUGUUCUGUCUCACUGGAGCGUGUUAUGGACAUGAAAAGGUUCCAGAAAAUCAACCACUUUCCAGGAAUGACAGAAAUCUGUCGCAAAGAUCUACUGGCCCGAAAUCUCAACCGCAUGCACAAGCUCUAUCCUUCUGAGUACAAUAUCUUCCCCCGAACCUGGUGCCUCCCAGCAGACUAUGGGGACUUUCAGAACCAUGGACGUCAGCGGAAAACUCGUACUUACAUCUGUAAGCCAGACAGUGGCUGCCAGGGACGUGGCAUCUUCAUCACCCGGAAUCCUCGGGAGAUCAAACCAGGAGAGCAUAUGAUCUGUCAGCAGUACAUAUCCAAGCCCUUCCUCAUUGAUGGCUUCAAGUUUGAUAUGAGAAUCUAUGUCCUGAUCACCUCCUGUGACCCACUUCGUGUCUUCAUGUAUGAAGAAGGCUUAGCCCGCUUUGCUACUAUGCCUUACGUGGAACCCAGCAUCAGCAAUCUGGAUGAUGUCUGCAUGCACCUGACCAACUAUGCCAUCAACAAACAUAAUGAGAAUUUUGUCCGGGAUGAGACAGUAGGCAGCAAGAGGAAGCUGUCAACACUCAAUACCUGGCUGAGGGACCACAGCUACGAGCCAAGAGACCUGUGGGGGGACAUUGAGGACAUCAUCAUCAAGACCAUAAUCUCUGCUCACUCCGUCCUUCGACACAACUAUCGAACCUGCUUUCCACAAUAUUUGGGUAGUGGCACUUGUGCCUGCUUUGAGAUCCUUGGCUUUGAUAUCUUACUGGACCACAAGCUGAAGCCCUGGCUGCUAGAGGUCAAUCACUCUCCGAGCUUCACUACAGAUUCAUGCCUUGACCGAGAAGUGAAGGAUGCACUUCUUGGUGAUGCCAUGAACCUUAUCAACCUACGAGGCUGUGACAAGAAGAAGGUGCUAGAAGAGGAUAAGCGGAGAGUUAAGGAGAGGCUUUUCCAGUGUCAUCAGCAACCACGAGAAUCCCGGCGAGAACAAAUGGAGUCAUCAAAUGCAGCCAUGCUGGACCAGGAGAGGUAUGAGAACUCCCACCUCGGUGGCUACCGGCGUAUCUACCCUGGGCCAGACACUGAGAAGUAUGCACCCUUCUUCAAGCACAAUGGUUCCCUUUUCCAGGAGACUGCUGCCUCUAAAGCCAGGGAAGAAUGUGCCAGGCAGCAACUGGAGGAGAUCCGCUUGAAGCAGGAACAGCUUGAGGCCACAGGCAACAAGAGGAGGAAAGAAAAUAAGGAUGUCAACCAGGGUGAAUCAGCAGGAGAGAAGAAUAGGUCCAGGGUAGGGCCCAAAGGUCUGCCCAGUCGUUUGAACUACCUAAGGUCCAGGAACCAAGAAAAACAGCUUCCAGCAGUACAGGUGGACACCAUGCAGCCUCAAGAAAUUGUGGAAGAGGAAGAGCUGGAGCGGAUGAAGUCCCUUCUCCAAAGAGAGAAUCUUAUUCGUAGUCUGGGUAUUGUAGAUCAGCUUACCCGUAUGCUGCACCCUACUCAACGAUCCCAGAACAAAUUUUCUACAAAUCGAGCUAGAUUUCAUCAGGAUGGACUUGGCAACCGAGACGUGCAGUCUGUGAAUCUCGUCCCUUUGUCCCUUCUAAGAGAAGGGUCUGUCCCAGAACUGGGCCCGAACUUCAUACAACCAGUCCGGACUCACACGUUCAUCCCCAACAUACUGGGUCCACUGUCAAACAUGAGAACAACCAUCCCCCACCCCUCCCAGUGCCAGCUGCAGCCCAAGAACCUCAACUGGUUAGGUUCCUCUUCUACAGGCAGUGGCUCCUGCUCACUUACAAUGAAGAAGUCAGGCAGACGUUAUUUUUCCAGUGCUCGAGGCAAGCAUGAUAGCCAAGGCCAAACAAACAGAAGGCUAGAAGCCAUGAACCGGGCAUUGGCAGGAUCAGUGCCACCCUCCCUAACCCCAAGGCAGGGCUACCUUCUGCACUCCGAGAGAGAGGCAAAUGACUCCUGGGCCGGCUGCAGCUUGCCCUCCAUGACAGAAUCCAGGCAUAGAGCUACGACCCGAGAGCUGACACUGUGUCCUGCCUCAGCACCCCUUCUCCAGCACUCUAAUGCACUGGGUCUCCUUAACAUGAGCCACCACAGAGCUCUGAAACAACAGAAGAAAAAGAUUCGAUUCCAGAAAAUCUGCAGACAGAUGGAAACCUCAGGUGCCCCACAAAGGGUCCUGACGAGGAAUGCCAUGGAGCAGAUCCGGUAUUUACACAAGGAAUUCUCUGAGGACUGGUCAGUUCCCAAAUUAGCUGAAGGCUUUGGAGUCAGCACUGAUGUGAUCAGAAGGGUUUUAAAGAGUAAGUUUGUUCCCACACUGAAGCAGGAAAUCAAGCAAGAUCAGAAGAUCCUCAGUAAAGCUAGGAUCACCCACUAUCCACAGAAGCAGCUUGCUUUACAAGAGCAUCCACCACUGCCAACCUCUACAGGUCAUCUAGUCUCAGAAUCAAUGCCAGUAUCAGGACGUGAGGCCCUGUCACACCUCUGUCAUAAGGGCCAAAAUUACACUUCAGCUUCGCAGGAAAAAGAGAAGAAUCCUCAGGGUUGGAAAACUCCAAGAAGCCAGGUUAGGGACAAAGUAUCUCAGGUACUGGGGAAGGAGAGGCAUACGGCUCUAGUUGAAGCCUUGGGUGAUCAUAGAGAAAAGCAGAGCAUAUCGUCUUCACCCAGGAAGCAGAAUCGACCAGAAGGGCCUCACACUCAUGGGCAGCUGAGUAAGGAGGAAGAAGAGGUAGUAAAGGAACCAGAGACAGAUGGCAAGGAAUUUAACAGCAAAGUAUUUCAGAAAGGGAGGGAGUUCUUUGAUAGCACUGGAAACUUUCUUUAUAGGAUUUAAGUAGGAAUUUGUCAUAUUUAUGAAAAUGUCACAAAGCAGGAAGGAAGAACAGUGCUACAAGUUUGGUAUUUUAUUUGCACUUGAUUGUCCCAACUUGCUACAUAUUAUUUAGUUGUCCUAGAUUGGGAACUGCUGUAGUUCUUGGAAUAAGAGAAUUAUCCAUGAGAUUCUGGACUUCAGUAUGCCCAAAAUGGUAAGCCAUGUAUGGCAACUAUGUGAUACAACAAAAAACUGUUGGUGCCUCUGCCUCUUGAUGAUAAACAGCAAGGUAGUAUUAUGGACAGGGCACUGGACCUCAAUUUUGGAAGACUUGAGUUCAGAUUUCACCUCAGACAUGGAUAAUAGUAGCACCCAUGUUCCUGGGUUGUUGUGAGGAUCAAAUGAGAUGAUAUUUGUAAAGUGCUUUGCAUCCCUACAGUGUCAUAUUAAUGUUAUUAUUACUAACCAGUAAUCCCUGGUAGGAUUAUUACGGAAUUAGUAGAGGGUUUCCGUAGAACAAAUGUGCCUCUUUUGAAGAUUCUCUGGACCACGUUCAUCUUUACUGAGGGGUCUUAAAGUGCAGGGAUGCAGGGAACUUACUCUUUUUAUGUUACAGUAAAGUCACUCGCAUUGUGAGAGGCUCAGUGAACAGCUUGAAGGCUCUGUUAGUUGUUAGUAGUUCCCCAGUUAAGGAGUAGUGGAAAGUUGCCUUUUGGCUUGAUUUUCUUUUUACUUUAUAACCCAAGUAGCUUUGAACUUACUAGGAACUGGUUUCCUUGUAUGAAAAAUAAAAUGCUUCAAUACUUCAAUGAA